Molecule: messenger RNA, 1917 nt
Organism: Aspergillus homomorphus CBS 101889
Lineage: Eukaryota; Fungi; Ascomycota; Eurotiomycetes; Eurotiales; Aspergillaceae
Product: AATF family protein
Exons: 3
Coding region: 59-1834 (591 amino acids)
Biological process (GO): maturation of SSU-rRNA from tricistronic rRNA transcript (SSU-rRNA, 5.8S rRNA, LSU-rRNA)
Cellular component (GO): nucleolus; nucleus
Source: RefSeq, a predicted model, not a curated record
CAGCAAGCACCUUUUGCAGAGUCUUUUGUUUUAAACUGUUUGCGUUGCACAUUUCAGCAUGGCUCCUAAAUCGCUUGCGGAACAGCUCGCUGAGCUGGAGGAUCCUACUCCUAGAGAUUUCGAUCCCGAGGAUCUUGAUCGCGGCGAUCAGGAUAGCGAAGAUGAGGGGGGUAAUGCGGGGGGUGCGGAUGCUGGACGCGAGCAUUAUCAAGCUGUUGGCAAGGGAAAACUUCGCAAACAGGAUCCGAUUGCCCUAGGCAAGCAGUACGCCGGCUCGAAGGUUAGCAGGGAGGCAUUGGAGGCCGACAGCGAUGAUGAUCCAUUCAAGGCUCGCUCGAGCGACGAGGACGAUGAUGAGGAGGAUGAGGAGGAUGAUGACGAAGAUCUCGAGCUAGGCAGCGAUGAGGACGACGAGGACAUCUCCGACGAAAGCGAGGAGGAAACCGCCCAACCAGCCAAGAAGGCCGGCAAGAAGGGCAAGAGGGAGGUCGAUUUCGACGACAUGGACACGGACGAGUCGGACGAGCUGGAAGGAUCCGAGGACGAGGACGAGGAUGAGUUCCCGUCCGACUCAGACGACGACGAGGACUCGGACGAGGAGGAGGACUCUGACGCCUCCGACAACGAAACGCCCAACCGCCGCGUCAAAUUCGACGACUCCACGACCAAGAAAUCCGACGACCGCGAAGAGCUCCGCAAACUGAUGGCCUCCGACCAAAAGACUAUCGCAGCGACGAUCUCGCAGGCCGCGAAGGCUGACGCCACGAAAGGCAAAGCCGUGAAGCAGCAGCGCGCGACCUUCGACGCGCUCCUCAACACGCGGAUCAAGCUGCAGAAGGGUCUGACAGCCAUCCAUCAGCUCACGCUCGCCGUCAACCAGCCGAAACCCGCGAACGAGAGUACCGAGAACACCGAAGCCGCGGAGGCCGAGGCCGAGGCUGACACCGACAGUCUGGACGGCGAGGCGAUCAAAUCCGCGGAAAGCGCCGCCCUCGCGCUGUGGUCCACGCUGGAGGACCUACGUCUCGCGCUUGCGGACGCGCACCACACGCAGCAGCAAGACGACAAGAAGCGCAAACGGCCCGCGGCCGUCACGCCGGGGACCUCGUCGGCCUCGCUCUGGAAGCGCAUGACCGCGCUCGAGGCCGAGUCGCUGGCGCACCGCCGCGCGGUCCUGGACAAGUGGUCGCAGAAGGUGCGGGGUGCGAACGCGCCCGCGCGCGGCAGCAAGUUGAUUGCGUCGUCGGGCUCGGGCUCGCAGACGAUCUCGGCCGUGCUGGACGCGCAGGUCGCGACCGAGACAGCGGGUAUCCGCGCCGUGAAGCGCGCCCGCACCACCUCCUCCUCUGCCAAUGGGGACUCGACUUCUACGACGAAGAGAGAUGUUACCGCCGCCGCCGAUGACGAGCAGCAACCGCUCUACGACGAUACGGUGUUCUACCAGUCACUGCUGCGUGAGCUGGUCGAGCAGCGCAUGUCAUCGUCCGACGCCAUCUCCAACGGCCUCGACUCGCUGCACCUGCAGCUUCCCUCGCGGCUGUCGGCUGUGCACCCGGUUACCGGCAUGCGCAAUGACAAGGUCAAACGCGACGUCGACACCCGCGCUUCCAAGGGCCGCAAGAUGAAGUUCGACGUCCACGAAAAGCUGCAGAACUUCAUGGCGCCCGAGGACCGUGGCUCCUGGACCGGUCACGCCCGCGAGGAGUUCUUCGCUUCGUUGCUCGGGAACACGGCUAGUGGGCUGCUACGGGAGGGUGAGGAUGAGGAGGAUGCUGUGGAUGAGGAGAGCGAUGCUGAUCGCGAGGAGGGCGGAUUGAGACUCUUCCGGAACUAGACUAGACUCGGCAGAAGGCUGCGUACUAGCAUACUUUGUAGCAAUUUGUUUGUACUGAUGGGGCUUCCCAUUGAAAAGGGUGU